Molecule: messenger RNA, 1686 nt
Organism: Symphalangus syndactylus (siamang)
Lineage: Eukaryota; Metazoa; Chordata; Mammalia; Primates; Hylobatidae
Gene: TMEM14C
Product: transmembrane protein 14C
Biological process (GO): regulation of heme biosynthetic process
Cellular component (GO): mitochondrial membrane
Source: RefSeq, a predicted model, not a curated record
UAUUUUCUGCCACUUUUAACUUUUAGGUAUUAGGAGUUUCACGGCCGUCUGCUUUUCGUCCCCCCGAUUCAGCGGGCCUUUAGGCCGUGUGGUCGGUGCUUUUCUCGUUGGGUAUUUUCUGCUUUUCUUAAAAGAAGUUGUGGAUGCGCGGAGCCCCUGAGCUCCUGAGGCGAAGGCUUGCCCAUGUAGCAUGGUGUUGCCUCGUUUCUUGGUGGUUUUGUUGCUCCAUCUCUUUAAAAGCCUCGCUAACUCAGUGCCGCCUCGAGUUAAGAACUGUGGGCAAGAUCCCAAGCCCGCUGCCCUUCCCCGUUUUAUGGGAACCUAAUUCUUUCUUUUUGUUUCGGGGGUGGGGGGGUCUCGCUCUGUCGCCCAGGCUUGAGUGCAGUAGCCUGCAUAUGUCUCAUUGAAGCCUCAGCCUCCUGGGCUCAAGCCAUCCUCCCACCUCAGCCUCCCAAGUAGCUGUGAUUUACAGGCGCAUAUCACCAUGAGCGAUUAAUUUUUUUAUAUUUUUUAGUAGACAGUGGGUUUCACCAUGUUGGCCAGGCUGGUCUCGAACUCCUAACCCCAGGUGAUCCGCCCACCUCGGCCUCCCAAAGUACUGGGCUUACAGGCGUGAGCCACUUUGCCUGGCCUAAUUCUUUAAACAGAGUAAACGGGGUACGCAUUGCUUUCAUCUUGUUAGGCUCACUGCAUACAGGAUACUUUUCUGUGAGAAAAUAAGAGCUGUUUUUCCAAGGGUACAAUGUCACAUGUGAUUCUGACUUGAGUUUCCGUAUAUUUUAUCCUCCCCUUCUGUCCUCCUAACGAGAACUGUGAGUUGGAUGCAGAAGUUUCUAAAAAAGUGCAGGCCUGGGGUAGCCUCUUGUCUGGACAGAGAAGAGAAAAAUGCAGGACACUGGCUCAGUAGUGCCUUUGCAUUGGUUUGGCUUUGGCUAUGCAGCACUGGUUGCUUCUGGUGGGAUCAUUGGCUAUGUAAAAGCAGGCAGCGUACCGUCCCUGGCUGCAGGGCUGCUCUUCGGCAGUCUAGCCGGCCUGGGUGCUUACCAGCUGUCUCAGGAUCCAAGGAACGUUUGGGUUUUCCUAGCUACAUCUGGUACCUUGGCUGGCAUUAUGGGAAUGAGAUUCUACCACUCUGGAAAAUUCAUGCCUGCAGGUUUAAUUGCAGGUGCCAGUUUGCUGAUGGUCGCCAAAGUUGGAGUUAGUAUGUUCAACAGACCACAUUAGCAGAAGUCAUGUUCCAGCUUGGACUGAUGAAGAAUUAAAAAUCUGCAUCUUCCACUAUUUUCAGUGUAUUAAGAGAAAUAAGUGCAGCAUUUUUGCAUCUGACAUUUUACCUAAAAAAAAAAAGACACCAAACUUGGCAGAGAGGUGGAAAAUCAGUCAUGAUUACAACCCUACAGAGGUGGCGAGUAUGUAACACAAGAGCUUAAUAAGACCCUCAGAGAUCGAUUCUUGUAUAUUGAUGUUAUCUUUUCUUUCUGUAUCUGUAGGUAAAUCUCAAGGGUAAAAUGUUAGGUGUCAACUUUCAGGGCUCUGAAACCCCAUUCCCUGCUCUGAGGAACAGUGUGAAAAACAUCUCUUACGAGAUUUAGAAUAUCUGUUCUUUUGCUCAUCUUAGACCACAGACUGACUUUGAAAUUAUGUUAAGUGAAAUAUCAAUGAAAAUAAAGUUUACUAUAAAUAAUA